Messenger RNA from Glycine soja, 1204 nucleotides. Its product is annotated as ras-related protein Rab7. The record is from RefSeq and is a predicted model, not a curated record. Bases 177 to 872 code for a protein of 231 amino acids. The transcript is spliced from 6 exons. Gene Ontology annotation, molecular function: GTP binding; GTPase activity. Gene Ontology annotation, cellular component: vacuolar membrane. Lineage: Eukaryota; Viridiplantae; Streptophyta; Magnoliopsida; Fabales; Fabaceae.
AAUCAUGGCUGGCAUUCGUUGUUUAGUAGGUAACUCGCUCUUGUUCCUCCAUUUGUCUUGCAAACUUUCUGUCGCGCAAAUAACUCUAAACUAAGCACUUCCAUACACAAAUUUUCUCUCCCAGAAGAAAUAUUUUCAUUUCAUUUCGAGUAAAAGUAAAACACAGUUCCUGAUCCAUGGCAUCUCGCCGCCGCAUGUUGUUGAAGGUCAUAAUCCUCGGAGACAGCGGGGUUGGUAAAACAUCACUGAUGAAUCAGUAUGUGAAUCGUAAAUUUAGUAAUCAGUAUAAGGCAACCAUCGGCGCAGAUUUUCUUACCAAGGAAGUUCAAUUUGAAGAUAGGUUGUUCACAUUGCAGAUUUGGGAUACUGCUGGUCAAGAGCGGUUUCAGAGUCUUGGCGUGGCUUUCUACCGUGGUGCAGAUUGCUGUGUCCUUGUUUAUGAUGUAAACGUCAUGAAAUCCUUUGACAACCUUAACCACUGGCGAGAAGAAUUUCUUAUUCAGGUAAUUUAUGGUAUCUCCAUAUCACCUUUAUUGAAGAUCAGAGAGAAACUCAUGCAAAUAUUUUAUUUUCAGGCUAGUCCAUCUGAUCCUGAAAACUUUCCAUUUGUUGUGUUGGGAAACAAAAUAGAUGUUGAUGGUGGAAAUAGCAGAGUUAUUUCUGAGAAGAAAGCAAAGGCAUGGUGUGCUUCAAAGGGAAACAUACCAUACUUUGAGACCUCAGCAAAAGAAGGAUUUAAUGUUGAAGCUGCUUUCCAGUGCAUAGCAAAAAAUGCACUCAAGAAUGAACCUGAAGAAGAAAUGUACCUGCCCGACACAAUUGAUGUUGGUGGUGGUGGACGACAGCAGAGAUCUACUGGCUGUGAAUGUUAAAGUGCAGAGAAUUCUAUGGACUAGCUUUAGUUGCUUGUUUUUUGCCAAAAUACAAGCGAUCCUCAUGGAUUAUUAGCCUGCAAGUACUUUAUUACCUAUGCAAAACCAAGGACAAAAUUCCAAAUUUUAUUUUGUAUCUAUCUAGUGGAUUAGAUGUCCAACAUGUUUAUUUUUCUUCUAUUUAUUCUUCUUUAUCUUUAAUGUUUGUGACAAAUGUUCCUCCAUGUCAGGAAAUGUAUGUUGAAAAUUGUUUUGUUCGAUUGAGUUAUGACAUUGAUGUUCCUAGUUUAACUAUGGUUUUAAAUUAGGGUAUAAAUUACCCCUUCUGGUUC